Penicillium argentinense is the source of this 789-nucleotide messenger RNA. Its product is annotated as peroxiredoxin. The record is from RefSeq and is a predicted model, not a curated record. NCBI's taxonomy places the organism in Eukaryota, Fungi, Ascomycota, Eurotiomycetes, Eurotiales, Aspergillaceae. The transcript is spliced from 3 exons. The coding region runs from base 1 to 789 and encodes 262 amino acids. Gene Ontology annotation, biological process: cellular response to oxidative stress; cell redox homeostasis; cellular oxidant detoxification. Gene Ontology annotation, molecular function: thioredoxin peroxidase activity. Gene Ontology annotation, cellular component: mitochondrion; cytosol.
AUGGCUGCCACACUCACACCGCAAAUGGCUUUCCGCGCUUUCAGAGCUGCCCCCAAGGCUGCUCCCUGGGCCCGCCUGUCGGCCCAGCUGCCUCGCGCCCAGCCCGCCUUCCGCCGCUUCUUCGCGGCACCCGCCCAGGAGCAGCCGCGUCUGCGCCUGGGAUCGACCGCACCCAACUUCAAGGCUCUCACCACCAAGGGUGAAAUUGACUUCCACCAGUUCAUCGGCGACAGCUGGGCAAUCCUCUUCUCCCACCCCGCCGACUUCACCCCUGUUUGCACGACUGAGCUCGGCGCUUUUGCGAAGAUGAAGAACGAGUUUGAGAAGCGCGGUGUGAAGAUGAUUGGCCUGAGCGCCAAUGACAUCGGCUCCCACGGCGAGUGGAUCAAGGAUAUCAACGAGGUUUCCUCCACUGACGUCCAGUUCCCCAUCAUCGCCGAUGCUGAUCGUAAGGUUGCCUUCCUUUACGACAUGAUCGACCAACAGGACCUCGACAACAUCAGUGAGAAGGGUAUUGCGUUCACUAUCCGCUCUGUUUUCAUCAUCGACCCGAGCAAGAAGAUCCGUCUGACCAUGAUGUACCCUGCCUCGACCGGCCGCAAUUCCGCCGAGGUUCUGCGCGUUAUCGACUCUUUGCAGACCGGUGACAAGAAGGGUGUGACCACCCCGAUCGACUGGCAGGUGGGUGACGAUGUCAUCGUGCCCCCGUCCGUUUCCACCCCCGACGCGAAGAAAAAGUUCGGCGAGGUUCGCGAGGUCAAGCCCUACCUCCGAUACACCAAGUUCUAA